Molecule: messenger RNA, 818 nt
Organism: Eimeria maxima
Lineage: Eukaryota; Apicomplexa; Conoidasida; Eucoccidiorida; Eimeriidae
Exons: 6
Source: RefSeq, a predicted model, not a curated record
AGGAGCCCAAGUUCAACGAAAGUGGAACUCCAUACGACUUCAAGCAACUCCGUCCUGAAACGGUUCGCCAGCGGAUUCAGCAGCUGAGGACAGACACGGAAAAGCUGAAAAAGAAUAUCAACAGUUCCGCUGCUGCUUUGCUUGAAAAGACGGAGGCCGAACUGCAAACUCUCCUAAAGCGCAAGGCGCAGGUGGAAGCAGAUAGGGAGAAGAUCCGGGAGGUGAUCGUUUCUCUUGAUGAGAAAAAACAAAACUCACUGAAGAACACUUGGCGGCUUGUUGAUGCGAACUUUUCAGCCAUCUUCGAGCAGCUGCUCCCUAACGCACAGGCUAAACUUGUGCAAGCGGACGAAAAGGAUUUAAUGAAGGGUCUGGAAAUGAAGAUUGCGUUUCACCACAAGUGGAAGGAAUCGCUUUCGGAGCUGUCUGGCGGUCAGCGUUCACUUUUGGCUCUUUCCCUGAUUUUGGCUCUGCUCAAAUUUAAACCUGCUCCAGUGUACAUUCUCGACGAAGUCGAUGCAGCGCUGGAUCUUUCCCACACCCAAAAUAUCGGUAGCAUGAUUAAAACGCAGUUUCCUUCAUCGCAGUUUAUUAUCGUCUCCUUAAAAGAAGGAAUGUUCUCCAAUGCUGAUGUUUUGUUCAGAACUCGACUUGUCGACGGCACGUCAGGGGUAGAGAGGCAUGCGUUGGCUGAGAGGCAGCAGCAGCAGCAGCAAAAGCAUUAUCUCCCCUCGUCGUCCACCAUAUCUUCCAGAAAAAGGACCAGAAAAACAGCAGCAGCAGCACCAGAAGGAAGCGACAGCGAUGCUCCCAAGUGA